AUGGCGGGCAAUAAUAAUGGUAAGCCUUCGGGCUUCACCUUCAACCCAUCAACAACCUCCUCGUCACUCUUCGGCAGCGGCAGUACCACAGCUCCAAGCACUGGCAGUAUCUUCGGCGCAGCCACAUCGAACAACAGCACAAGCAACGCACCCACUGCAUCGACUCCCACAAGCACGAGCGGCAGCACCAGUAUGGCUCCUCCGAACAGCGUCCUCUUCCAGGCCCAGAACACCCCAACCACCAGCGGCCCUAUCGACUUCACCAAGGCAGCAGCAGAUUACAACAGCGGCAAGACCACACCUCAAGCCCAGAAGCCGGGUGGUCUGUUUGGUGGUGCUUUAGGCGCAGGCGCCUCGACUACUCCCGCAGGCGAGCCCAAGCAACAGAACCUUUUUGGUAGUCAAGGAAACACCAGUGGACCGCUCUUCGGCGCCGGUGCAGGAGGCAAUAGCACGGGAGGUGGCUUCAAGUUCGGACCGAGUGCCAGUAAUACCCCGGCAUCAGGAGGUGGAAAUGGCCUGUUUGGGCAGAAGAAGGACGAAGGUCAACAAAGCAAACCGCUUUUCGGCGCCGGCACUACGCAGACGCCGCCAGCCAGCUCUGCUGGUGGAGGUAUGUUUGGCAGCGGCGGCAAUACUGCUGCAACUACCAGUGCCAGCACGUCAGGCAGCAUGUUUGGUGGAGCUUUGGGCGGAGCAAACACAUCGACGCAAUCAUCCGGCUCGGCCUUUGGACAGAAACCAGGUGGUCUAUUCGGCACUCAGAACAAUGCAGCUCAAGCUACUCCAGGUGCGGAGAACAAAGCAUCAGGCCUCUUCGGCGCAAAGAAUGCAACCACGACUUCGGGUGGCUCUGGAAUGCUAGGCGGCACCACUUCCGCAUCCUCCACUCCAUCCCUUUUCAGCCAGAAUCAGACUCAGACCACUACCAGCGCCUCUGCUGGUGCGACGACUACCACAUCCGCCCCAAGUCUCUUCGGCCAGAAAGACCAAAACACCACCGCCAGUGCCGGCGCAUCGAACGCGAUGGGCGGACCCGGCAGCAUCUUCAACAAUGGCGGCGACCAACAGCGGCCGCCCUCUGGUGGUCUCUUCAGCAACCUGAAUAAAUCCAGCAGCGCCUCGACCCCUUCAUCCACUCCCGCAACUUCAGGCCCUUCGCUUGGUGGCGGCUUAGGAGGCGGGCAGUCUUCACAGCCAGCUUCAGGUGGUGGCCCUGGUCUUUUCGCCAACAAGCCAACCGCCGCCUCCUCUGCCCCGAGUACAAGUAACCUCUUCGCAUCUACGACGCCCGCUUCACAAGCCCAAUCGAGCGCUGCUACGCCAGGCUUGUUCUCCAACCUCAACUCUUCAACCCAGCCGGCUGCGACUUCUGCGUCCGCUUCCAGCGCAGCAGCGCCAACACAACCUACUACGACUUCAUCUGCCGACGGUGGUCUGUUCGGCGCCUCUGCAUCUCAGCCAGCCAACACCAGCGCGCAGGCGCCGAGCCUCUUCGGCAACGCUCCUGCGGCUGGUCCAAGUGCUGCCACUCCAGGCCAGACUGCUGGUACACCAGCUGCUGGGAAUGCGGGAGCCGCUGCAGCUCCGUCAGGCUCGGCCAACUCAACCAACGCUGCAGGUGCUGCGUCCGCCGCGGGUGCAGCUCCACCAGGUGGCUCCCGCCUCGCCCGCAAGUCACUGGACGAGAUCCUCACAAUGUGGUCUACCUCCCUCUCCCAACAUCAAAAGACCUUCCAGAACCUCUCCAAGCGUGUCGGCGCAUGGGAUCGUGAGCUUGUGGAGAACAGCACGAAGAUCAGCAACCUGUACGGCCGCUGCUUCCAAGCCGAGCGCGACACCAGCGAGGUGGAGCGUCAACUCACGAACGUUGAGCACCAACAGUCGGAAAUCGAGCACUUCCUUGAUAAGUACGAGGCAGAUGUGGAUCGGAUGAUGACUAACAUGGGUGUUGGCGAGGAUGGUAUCGGAGGCGUCGAUGCUGAGCGUGAGCGGACGUACAAGAUGGCAGAGAACUGCUCUUCUCGCCUUGGGGAGCUCAACACGAGCUUGACCGAUAUGGUGGAAGAGAUCAACUCGACGAGUGGCAAGUUGUCGGAGAAGAAGGGUGAUGAUGGCGACAAGGGCGAUCCUCUGCGACAGAUCGUUGGCAUCCUCAACCGACACUUGGCACAGCUGCAGACGAUCGGUACGGGUGCUCAGGCAUUGCAGGAGAAGGUCGGUGCCGCACAGAAGGACGUCCGCAACCUUGGCAGUCAGGGGUUGAACGGCGGCAACUGGGUCGACGACUUCGGUCGCUCCUAUCUUGGACGUCGGUAA
Messenger RNA from Zasmidium cellare ATCC 36951, 2319 nucleotides. RefSeq lists its product as uncharacterized. The record is from RefSeq and is a predicted model, not a curated record. NCBI's taxonomy places the organism in Eukaryota, Fungi, Ascomycota, Dothideomycetes, Mycosphaerellales, Mycosphaerellaceae. Gene Ontology annotation, cellular component: nuclear pore central transport channel; nuclear pore. Bases 1 to 2319 code for a protein of 772 amino acids. Gene Ontology annotation, biological process: RNA export from nucleus; protein import into nucleus. Gene Ontology annotation, molecular function: structural constituent of nuclear pore; phospholipid binding. The transcript has a single exon.